UUGAGGAUGUGUUGGGUCAGAUAGCUGUCUCCUUUCUAUGUGCGGGGAGUUAAAAACUGGAAUCUGAGAUCCAUGCAGUGAUCAUUCAGUGGUUGGCAUGGUAGAGAACCUUUUCGGGUGCUUAUGCCCAUAAAUGUUUCUACAUGACCUUGUUAUGUGAGGCCUCAGAUACUGUUAGAAGUGGAAAUUAACAGAUUCUCCAUAAGCGGCACUGCAAUAUAUAUCAAUGCAAGCUUCAACAAACUACAAAGUAUUAAGUAAACAGCAUCAGUCAUACAAUCAAAACCUUGGGAGAGAUCCGGAAUCCCGUUUUAUGCCUCAAAAUUACCUAACUUCACAUUGUGACUCCUCUGCUGAUGGAUUCCAACAAGGGAACUCCCAUCAUCAGACAAUUCAUGACCAAUUCUACACUCUGGAGUCCUCCUCGGAAGCUGCGAAUUUUACCACUCAUAACUCUCCAUCUUCUCCUAGUUACUCCCCGAUCAGCAGGAGCCCCGCAUCUCAUCAAGAUUCUCAGUCAGAUAACAACUAUGACUCUCCCAUAAGCUAUUCAUGUAUUACCGAAGACUCAAAUGAUCUUAAGCAUAAGUUACGGGAGAUAGAGGCUGCAAUGCUUGGGCCUGAUUCAGAUAGCAUUGACAGCUUUGAGAAUGCUUACUCCAGCUAUAUCUCCUUGGAGCAAGAGAAGUGGCAACAAGUGAUGGGAACCCCUAGAGGAGACUUGAAACAGAUCCUAAUAGCCUGUGCUCGAGCUGUAGAAAACAAUGAUAUUCUUGUGGUUGAGUGGCUAAUUCCAAAGUUAAGGCAGAUGGUAUCAGUCUCUGGGGAACCAAUUCAACGUCUGGGAGCAUACUUGUUGGAAGGCCUCGUAGCUAAGCUGGCUUCCUCGGGAAGUUCCAUAUACAAGGCUUUGAAGUGUAAAGAACCCACUAGUUCAGACCUCCUCUCAUACAUGCACAUUCUUUAUGAUGUAUGCCCAUACUUCAAGUUUGGGUAUAUGUCUGCAAAUGGAGCAAUAGCUGAGGCUCUUAAGGGUGAGAACAUGGUUCAUAUUAUCGAUUUCCAGAUUGCCCAGGGAAGUCAAUGGGUAACUCUCAUUCAAGCUCUUGCAGCACGACCUGGUGGGCCUCCACGUGUAAGAAUAACAGGGAUUGAUGACUCUGUUUCUGCCUACGCCCGUGGUGGUGGGCUACAUAUUGUGGGGCAGAGGUUAUCUCGGCUUGCCAAGUCAUGCAAUGUGCCCUUCGAAUUCCAUGGCGCAGCUCUCUCAGGGUGUGAUUUAGAACUUGAGCAUCUUGACAUUCGACCUGGGGAGGCAUUGGCCGUUAACUUUGCUUUCCAACUGCAUCACAUGCCAGAUGAGAGUGUGAGCACAAGGAACUACCGAGAUAGACUUCUACAGAUGAUUAAGAGCUUGUCUCCAACAGUUGUUACUCUUGUGGAGCAGGAAUCAAACACAAACACUGCUCCAUUCUUUCCAAGAUUUUUAGAAACUGUAGACUACUAUGCUGCCAUCUUUGAGUCGAUAGAUGUGACUCUUCCAAGGGAGAACAAGGAAAGGAUCAACGUGGAGCAGCAUUGCCUAGCACGAGACAUAGUUAACAUCAUUGCAUGUGAGGGAGAUGAAAGGGUGGAGCGCCAUGAGCUUUUCGGGAAAUGGAGGUCGAGGUUUAUGAUGGCUGGAUUCAGGCCAUAUCCUCUGAGUCCUUUAGUGAAUGCAACAAUCAAGAUGCUUUUAGAGAACUACUGUGAGAACUAUCGUCUUGAAGAGAGAGACGGUGUGCUUUAUCUUGGAUGGAAGAAUAGAGCUUUGGUUGUCUCUUGUGCAUGGAAAUAAAGUGACAAGCUGCUCUUACAUCUUUGAUUUUUCCUCAGCCCCAUGUUACUCAAGAAACACCUGUAGGUUUUGCAGUAUCGUGAAUUAGGCCCUACCUUUUUGGGCAUAAUCGGAUUGUAAUUGACAACAUCGAUCAAGCUGUACAAGUCUUUAGAACUAAUUGUGCUCUGCUUAUAGGCACUUUUGCUGUGUUUACUUUCUGAGUGGCUGGAAAUGAAACGUCAUGCACUUCUACAUAUUGGUUGUUAGGCCUUUAUCAGAAAGUUCAUUUCAUUGUUCUCA
Molecule: messenger RNA, 2119 nt
Organism: Musa acuminata subsp. malaccensis (wild Malaysian banana)
Lineage: Eukaryota; Viridiplantae; Streptophyta; Magnoliopsida; Zingiberales; Musaceae
Product: scarecrow-like transcription factor PAT1
Biological process (GO): regulation of DNA-templated transcription
Cellular component (GO): nucleus
Molecular function (GO): sequence-specific DNA binding; DNA-binding transcription factor activity
Source: RefSeq, a predicted model, not a curated record